CUCCGGAGGAGAUCAAUCGCAAAUCACAACUCCGCAGUUUGAGCUCAACAGCCCUCCAAAUUUCGGGUCCCAAAGCAGCCCUCCACGUGGACAGCCAAUCUACCCGUGCGCUCUCUGCAAUCAAGAAUUCGAGAAACAAUAUAUGCUCAACCGGCACCAUAAGACCAAACACGAUAAGCAAUUUGCCUGUACAGUUGUCAACUGCCAGCAAGACCCCUUUGGUUUGAGAAAGGACUUGCGUAGACAUCAAGCCAGUUGCCACCCAUUACUGUAUCCACCUGUCUCUUUCAGGUGCCCAUUUGGAGAUUGUCCUUACACCACGAAAGGCUUUCCGCGCAAGGACAAUUUACAGCGACACAUUCGAGAACAGCACGAGUAGCUCAACCCGCCAAGUAGCGUUCAUGCCCGAGGAGUUCAAAAUCAUGCCGGCUAAAGGAUCGGCAAUUGUAACGUUGUCACCAUACCGACCUGUGGCCGCCGUAACCACCCUUGACGGACGUACAUACUGUUAUUACUUGGGGAGCCCUAACGACCCGUCUAACAAUACAAGCAAUUAUGACAUAUUCAAGACCACUGAAAGUUUCCCAUUGUAUACUUGGGAUUCACGCAUCUCGGACUUUCCCCUCAAAAACGCGCCAUUGGCACCGGCGACGAACUCACGGGAGUACCAAAAGAAGUACAAUGACUCUACGCAGACCCUGGUGAGACUCUUCGGGCUUGGCACGCCCGUUGCCAGCUCUCCCGGUCUGUUGGACGACUCCGAGUAUUCCGGGACCUCAAAUACGCAAUGUCGCCUUUUCAUGGGAUCCAACAAAGAUAAUCCUCGAUUGACACCAAGUCGAAUUAUGGCUUUCGGACGGAAACGGGAAACCGUAAGGCUUUUCGAAGUACGUCCUGAGUACCCAUACCCAUUCGACUAUCACGAAACGUAAGAUACCUUCAUCACCGUCCGAUAUCGACCCUCCUGUCAUUCUGGUACCGCCAUAUAUGAAGCUGAAGGGGAGGUUCGAUAUCGGAUUGCCUUCAAAUUGGACGGG
This is a messenger RNA of Hyaloscypha bicolor E, 1037 nucleotides long. RefSeq lists its product as uncharacterized. The transcript is spliced from 3 exons. The record is from RefSeq and is a predicted model, not a curated record. NCBI's taxonomy places the organism in Eukaryota, Fungi, Ascomycota, Leotiomycetes, Helotiales, Hyaloscyphaceae. The coding region runs from base 402 to 932 and encodes 176 amino acids.